Messenger RNA from Hevea brasiliensis (rubber tree), 1520 nucleotides. Its product is annotated as dof zinc finger protein DOF3.7. The coding region runs from base 271 to 1140 and encodes 289 amino acids. Gene Ontology annotation, biological process: regulation of DNA-templated transcription. The transcript is spliced from 2 exons. Lineage: Eukaryota; Viridiplantae; Streptophyta; Magnoliopsida; Malpighiales; Euphorbiaceae. Gene Ontology annotation, molecular function: DNA binding; DNA-binding transcription factor activity. The record is from RefSeq and is a predicted model, not a curated record.
AAAUUUUCCCACAUUAAAUGUUCCAUCUUAAAUUAAAUUUGGUUAGUGCUAGUAUAGUCAAAAUAGACACCUUUUUUUUCCUCGCUGUUCUAUAUUCAGAAAGUGAGCCAGCACAUAAAGCCAGCGAACAAACAAUCUCAAACAUUCUCUCUUGCACUAGCUAAGAGCAGCUGCAGACAAAGGAGGUGAAUUCUCCCACAUCUCUUUCUCUCAAUCUCUUUCUCUUUCUGAAGUCAUCACUCGCUUUUCUUUUCUUUUUCUUCUCAAUUUAUGGAUGCUGCUCCAUGGCCACAGGGUUUGCAGGAUAUUAAACUGGUAAAACCCAUGGAGGAAAUAUCAUCUAAUGCCUGUACUAGGCCUGUGUUAGAGAGAAAAGCAAGGCCUCAAGAGCAAUUGAACUGUCCAAGAUGUAAUUCUACCAACACCAAAUUUUGUUACUACAACAAUUAUAGUCUUACUCAACCAAGAUACUUCUGCAAGACUUGUAGAAGGUACUGGACAGAAGGAGGAUCUCUUAGAAAUGUUCCUGUUGGUGGAGGCUCUAGGAAGAACAAAAGAUCUACAUCAUCAUCAUCGGCAGCAGCAGCAGCAGCGUCAUCAUCAUCGUCUGCUUCAUCUAAGCUCCCUGAUCUAAACCCACCUAGUCUCUCACAGUUUUCUUCUCCAAACCCCAAGACCCAUGAAGGCCAAGAUCUCAAUCUGGCGUUCCCAGCUAUACAGGAGAGUCAAGGUAUAUCUCAUUUUGUUGAAGUACCCAAAACUGAAAAAAACAACAACAAUCAACAUAACUCUUCUUCUUCUUCUUCCUAUACUUCAUCUUCUCUUUCAGCUUUGGAGCUGCUAAGAACUGGAAUUGCAUCUAGGGGAUUGAAUUCUUUCAUGCCAACACCAAUGCCAGAUUCAAACACACUGUAUUCUUCUGGGUUCCCCAUGCAAGAAUUCAAGCCAACACUCAGCUUUUCUGUUGAGGGGAUUGGUAGUAGAUAUGGAGUUCAAGAGAAUGGUGGCAGGAUUUGUUUUCCUUUUGGAGAGAUGAAACAGCUAUCAAGUGCAACGGAAGUCGAUCAAAAUAAGGGACAAGGGACUUCUUCCAGUGCAUAUUGGAACGGAAUGUUUGGUGGAGGUGGAGGAUCAUGGUAAAGAAAAAAAGAAGAAAGAAAAGGCGACCAAGAAACUACUCUAUCUUGUUUCUUUUUUCACUUUGUUCUUUACAUGGUCAGUCACUUGUUGAAAGUUCUUCAGGACUAACAGAUAGGAUUCCUCUCUUUAUUACUGUUUUGAGCAGUGUAAAAAUUAUUGAAGCUCAUUUGGUUUGGCUUCAGAAGGGUUUCCUUUACACGCAUAAUAUGGUGUGAAAGAUAGAAGAAGAUGUGAAUAUAAGUCUGGGUUUUCCCCAUGGCAGCAUGGACUGUAUUCAUAGAUUCUUCUAUCAGGACUAGGGCACCAGCCGUGUUGUAUGCGUUUCCAGAGUUGGCUCUGUUUUAUUUUUAUUUAUGCAGUGCGAGACUGAGAUUUGGACA